Messenger RNA from Leptopilina boulardi, 2945 nucleotides. It is a transcript of the gene prom, whose product is annotated as prominin-2. The coding region runs from base 222 to 2825 and encodes 867 amino acids. The transcript has 16 exons. Gene Ontology annotation, cellular component: membrane. Lineage: Eukaryota; Metazoa; Arthropoda; Insecta; Hymenoptera; Figitidae. The record is from RefSeq and is a predicted model, not a curated record.
ACCGCGGCUCAAUAUUGUUGUCAGUUACGAUUAUUAUAUAUAUAUGUAUCGGUUGAAAUUGUCGAAAACUUAAUCAAAUGGCUUUGCUUGAAAAAGGCUAUCUAACAAUUUAUAAAUUCAUUUGGUUUAAUGCAGUUUGCAGAUAGAGAUUCAAAAUUUUUUCCUAACAAAGAUUAUUUGUUAUGUAGGUUUCGAUAUAUUGAAAACUUUUAUUGCUAAAAAUGUUUCACUUGAGAUUUGCAACGAUACUUUUGAUCGCGGGAAUAUUAAACGUAUGUGCAACGCAGGAUCUGUUUGAGGUCGAUAUCUCGACGAUCUCAUUGAAUAGCACUACAGAAGAUUCUGUGAUAUAUUAUCCUUUGAACGUGAGUGAAGUUGACUUACAGGAAACGUUGUCCGACGAUGCUAAGAAGACAUCGAAUAUUUCUCACUUGAAGACGGGAAAUGUUCCAAAGGACUGGAAUGAGCAUAGAAUUAAAUUAACUUUUCCCAAACUUCCUCUUGAUGAUCGUUAUAAAAUGACAAUGUUGCACUUGGAUAAGGGGUUCUUUAUUUUUGAUUUUCUCAGAGUCUUUCUUUCAUUUGUGCAACCGUAUGACUUGCCAGUUGAUAUACUGAAAGACGCAGUGGAUCAUCGAAUAACGGCCUCAAAGUUAGUCUCCCAGUCAUUACAUAUGGAAGCCGCAUUCAUAAGUUUGAUAGGGAUUUGCGGCUUGUUGAUGUUCGUAACACCGAGUACGGAACUUUGGCUUGCAUGCCGUCCAACCAAACAAGAUUAUAAGCCACCACGUCAUCCUGGAGCCCUAUCGUUCCUUCUGACUAUCUUCGUGUUAAUCAUGGGAGUAUGCAUAAUAACCAUGAUUGUCAGCAAUGAAGCUGUAGGAGCUGGGAUUGAGAAAAUCCCAGUAGUAGUGGAGACGGCUCUUCAAGAUCUUGGGGAUUAUCAUGCAGGCACUACCAUUCAGUUGAGAAAAUGCCUCACUCAAAGUUUGGACGUGGCCAGUGAAGCGAUUUUAGUCGAUAUAGACAACGUUGAAGAUUUACUGGGAAAACCUGUUCAAAAAGAACUUGCGUACGAAACAGGGCUAGAUGUGGCACUAGAUGCUCUCUUAGAUGUAGCAAAUGCGACACACGAACUCUCAACAAGAACUGCCACCUUAUUGAAAGAAGGAGAGCGAGCACGAAAUCUUGGAAUUGAAUUGAGUCGAGAAGCCGAUGAUAUCCGUCGAGAAUUGGAGGUUACAGCAAAGGGAUGUCCUCAGCAGGAUCGUUCCUUAUGUGCAAUUCUGAAUCCUUCGGGUUUGAAUCUGGCCCUGCGACUCGAACGGCUUGUGAGAGAUGAUCGACUAUUAAGAUUAAAAGCUUCGACUGGGGAAAAUUUGACGGAAGCUGCACGUCAAGCUCGAGGAGAAUAUCUCUAUGUUCCUAAUCAUGUUUCAAGAAUAACGUUAGAUGCUCGAAAUCAAAUACGUCGGGAGAUUAAUGGCAUACGUGCCAAGAUUUUCGACGAGGCACGAAAUAUUGAAACGAGCAGUACUGGACUCUCGAAACAAUUAGACUCAACUCGCAACAUUGCCAAUCAAAUUAUUCCUUACAUAACUGUUUUUGAACAAAUGAGAUGGCUCGUUGGUAUUGGUUCAGUAAUGUGUGUCUUGCUUGUAUGGUCGUUACUGUUGGGGGCGAUUUGCUGUCGUUGUGGAACAUCGGAAAAUAGAGUGAGAACUACACUAUUAUGUGCGGUAUUAUUCAGCUGUAUAAUUUCAAUUGGACUGUGGUUGGUCAUAAUGUGUGCUUUGGCUUUGUCGAGUCACGCUGAAAUGCUUCUAUGUCGACCUCUUUAUGAUCCUGAAUAUCGGACGAUGGAGGCAAUUUUAGAAACUCAAGCAUUUCUUGGAAGGAGAAUGAGUGUACCUUUAAAGGACCUCUUUGAUAGAAAAUGUCAGCAAAACGAAGCCGCUUAUCCAGCAUUCCAAUUGGGUAGUUCGAUAAAACUUGACCAACUCACGGCUCAUUGGACUUGGACCGGAUUAUCACGGGCAUUUUCUAAAUUGAGAGUUGAUCUUAAGGGACUGCGAAUUUUAACACCAAGUUUACAACAUCGAUUGCAAAAUUUAUUUUACGCUUGCAGUUCAAAUCUUACUGAACACAGAAUCAUGAUUCAAGGACCAAUUUUAAAUAAAGAUUUAAAUGCCCUUUCGGAUCAAGUGAGCAAUGUAGCGAGGCAAUUAAGUGAUAGAAAAGUAGCAAGAGAUCUACAAAGUAUUAGCACUUCAAUGCGAGAAUUAUUAUUGAGAAGAGUAAAACCUUUAAUGAAAAUUCAGGAUGAACUUGUUUAUCAAUUGGCUGGAUUACAAUUGCAAUUACAACCCCUUCAGCGACAAGUGAAUCAAUCAAUUUCACACCUGAAAACAAUUCAAUAUUAUAUAGACAAUCAAGGGAUAAAAAUUGCUCAAUUGAAAACAAAGUCGUACGUGGAGAGAUUAGUCGGUUAUUUGGAUCAAUGGCGCGGCCACGUCCUUUUGGAAAUGGGAAACGGAAUUGCUAAAUGUAGGCCUCUCUGGGAUAUUCUUCAUGGAGUACAACUCCUUGUGUGUCAGCAUAUUUUAGGACCUUUGAACGGAUUUUGGUUUGCUGUUUUCAUUUGUGCCAUGACAUUAAUGGCAAGCACGCCGACAGCUCAUUUUCUUGCUGCGACAUAUAAAAAAGAGUCUUUUGAUAAAAAAUCACAAUUAAUACCUCAGAGAAUGGAAAGUCCUGAUACGGUGAUUAUAGAUCGAGGUACUUGGCGCACACCAGAACCACCUCCUUCAGAUGAUGGAUGGUAAAAGAUACGUGGGAAAAUUUAGUGAUUUCAUAUAAGAAAAUUUAUUUAUAUAUCCAAAAAAAAAAGAAAUAACUUUUAAUUUGAAUAUUUAGUCCUUCAAAUAUAAUAUAAGUCUAAGAAU